Porites lobata is the source of this 7699-nucleotide messenger RNA. The record is from the annotation of a GenBank genome assembly. Lineage: Eukaryota; Metazoa; Cnidaria; Anthozoa; Scleractinia; Poritidae.
AGGUACAGACGAGUCAUUCCAAGCUUCAGCAUCAAGGAAAUGAAGAUCGCACUAGCCCUGAACAUUACCGUACUGUUCAUGCUUACUGUAAAACUAGGUAAGUAUUUUUUUGUUCUUUUACGAGUGAAGUUUUCGAUUACAGAACAGAAAACAGAUUAGCAAGAAAGGUCGCGUUGCUGCAUCCCUUGAGUUUGUUUUGAUCAGUGAUCUGACUCGCAUUUGCCGGUAGCAAAGCCAUUAUGGGACCCUGGUCCUUAGCACUUGCUCAGAUAUUUCAAUGAAGUGAAUUUAUUGGUAGUAGUAAUGGUUGUAAGCUGUUAGGGGCUCAAAUUCUCGGUUUCAGUUUGGCUUCUACCGUUAGUACUAACACAAUAGUGAUAAUGAGUUCUGUAGUCUGUACAUGAAAUCCUCACGUAACCACAUAAAGCAAGUCACCAUGCUGUCCUAAACGUAGUAAUUCCUCUUUCUCAAAGGACGUGUUAUUUUUUACAGCCAAGCAAAGCCACAGCUAUAAUACAUCGACGCUAGUGUCGCCUUAUUCACCAAAAAAUUGCAUUUGCUAUCUACAACCAAGAAACGAAGCAUCUGUUAAUAGCUGUUUUGAAUACAAAUAUGACCCCAAAUAAAACUUAACAAGCGUUUUCUUUAAGUUCCAGUUUGUUAAUUUUAAAGUAUAAAGCUUCCGUGAGUUAAGUUGUUGUCCACUAAUUGUUCGUGAUCUCUGUCUUUUGUCGGCACAGUUGCCAUUAUCUGCUCCCCUGAUCUUGGUGCUGUUUUCCGCCAUCGCCGCUCAUCCUCGUAAAAUCACUGUCUUAGUGAUAAACUGUUCCACAUACUGCUCUUAUUUAGUUCCAGAAGGGUCUGCGGUGAAUUGUUGCGUUAAACUCUAAUUGCUUCUUAUUGAAUUAAUUGAACUUCAAUCGGUCACUUAAAUGCGGAAAAGAACAUUGAAGGCAUUAAAAUACCUGACGUCUCGAAAUUGUCACUCUCAAGUGUUAGCCAUUAGGUGACUGGUCGGCAAAAAGUUUUAAAACGGAGCAUCAGUCAAAAAUCUCAUGUUACAAUUGAAUUUUCACUUUUACACAGAGGAGACGCCGACUUCAAGUGUCGUAUUCAAUCCCAAAAUUGGCGUCUGCAGGGAAAAAAAAACUCUUCUUCCGGUGGCCACUUCUCUGGAACUGACUUCCCCAAACUCGGCGCUAGUUAAAAUCACCUUCUGCUUAAAAAAAUUUACAAUUCCAAAUAAAAGUAUGUGUGUUGAGGGAAGACGUUAGGUGACUAGUUACUGACUUUAUAGUUGAAAAUACAUUUAUUUCGUUACUUAUUAACCGUUUCAGCCUACGAGUACGGGUAAGGGAUGCACCAUUAGAAAUGUGAAGGGGGGGGUAGGACUUUCUGGAAAGGCAUGUUAUUUUUUUCACAACCAGCAGGAGUGCAGGAUUUUUUUUUCAACCUUCAAACCCUUGCACGAUUUUUUUUUUCCAAAAUGACUAUGCCCUCUUUUGGUCUUGUUUUACUAGACUGUUUCAACCGCGCAAAUGUUUUUUGUUGUAGUGUUCCAACAGAACACGUUUGUUUUAAGUAUAUUUUUUUCAUACUAAUUGAGAUUUUCUAUUGAAAUUUGGCGUGUGAAAACCCUGUUCAGGGUUCGCAGCCAAUCAGAAUGGCGAAACGACUUUCACACACGUGAAAAAAAAGCGUUUCGUCCAGUCACAGAUGUUUAGUACAUAAUGUAAUAGGACACCAAACACGUGCAGUGUUAGACAUGGACUUUUUUUCGCAUUGUAUGUCAGAUAAAUCUCUCUCGCUUUCUGGAUCUCACUCGCAAAGCCUUGCUCGUUCAAUUUCUGAUGCGAACCAACUCGUGCGUAAAUACCGUACGCCCGCGCUGCCCAUGAAGUAAUCUAUACGUUCAAACGUCCGAACUGAGUUCAGUGGCAGUUGAAACAGCUACACAAGCAGAUCAAACGGUGUUUUACCCAAAGUAAAGUAUUGCGAAGAAAGAGGAAGAAGAAUGCUCUAAAGGAAAAUAAAGAAAAACAAAAGAAGAAAUUUCAAGCAGGCGAGGACUGGAACACAGAGAAAGAACCUGAGGGAAGACAAGAAACAGAGAAACAGAAAGAAGGAAAGCAAGCAUCUCAGUCCUUAUCAUGCAAGGACUGGAACACAGAGAAAGAACCUGAGGGAAGACAAGAGACAGAAAAACAGAAAGAAAAGGAAGAAGAAGAAGAAGAAGAAGAAGAAGAAGAAGAAGAAGAAGAAGAAGAAGAAGAAAAAGAAGAAGUAAAACUGCAGCCAGCAUGUCAGUCUUCAUCAGGCGAGGACUGGGAUACAGAGGAAGAACUUGAAGAACAUUUCCUCUAAAUCCUACCAUAUGUCUGUGGCCCAUAUGUUUAGGUUCAAGUUUUUAUUAGAAUGCACCAUUUCUAUUUAUGGUUUUGCAAAGCAUUCAAAAUAUUUUGUGUUAGUUUGGGUAAAUAAUAUUCUUAAUACUUUUAAAUGCAGCGGGAUCUGCAGUGUGAUUGGUGUUUUUGGGACAUCUACUUUUGUUUAUAGCUGUAAACUUUAUGGAUUCAAGUAGCAACGCAUAUUGUACAACACCAACUCCAUAAACUUGCGUGCAAGUGGAACUAUUGACGUUGUUAACACAAUCUCACUUUAAUCCCAUUAAAACAAAAGUAUUUCAAUAAAAAAGUUUAUUUAAUUUAUAAAGUUAAACAAUUAUCACCACAGUCUCUUAAUUUAAUACUAUGGCAGCUAUAGAGAUCAAGGGCAUCAGAGUUGGUUCAAAUUGAAAUCUCUAUUUAGCCAGUAGAAAUUGUUUUUUCUGCCUGAAAUGUAGUUUGACAUGAAUUUAGGAAGUUGGGGGAAGGGGAUUUCCUGUUACAGAUCACAGAUUUAUUUUUCAGACUGUGUAAUAUAUUGUCGCAGUCACAUUGGUUAUCCAAGCAGGAUAUUUUUUUCUGGUUUCGUUGCAAUGCAGGAUUUUUUUUUCUUAAAAUUUUGUUUUGCAGGAUUUCUUUUUUUGUUUUUGGACUCCCCCCCCCUUCACAUUUCUAAUGGUGCAUCCCUAAGCGAACAUCUUUACCUCGUAGUUUUAUAAAAGGCAACCAUUAUUUCCCAGAUGUGAUAAUGAUGUAACCAUUCUACCCGGUAGCCAACGUUUCUCUCGGGUAAGAGGCAAUCUACCGGUAUUUACGGCUACGUGUACAGCUAAUUUAUCCGUACCUGUUCCCGUACACGGAAACGGUGCAUCUUCAGGUCUCUAUCAUCAAAGAAAACGAGAAAUUUCUACAUUUUAGAACGAUGAUGAAGUUAGCGUUACGUAAAGCAGGUACCAUUAGAUAGUGAUCUUUUGAAGCUGUUUUCCUAAUUGCAAACUUUGACCGCUAGAGGUUUUUGCGCUUAAUCAAACCACAAAACAAUUGUUUAUAGGUUUACUUUAAUACAGAACCUGUAGAACGUUUCUAAAGCAAAUUUGGCUAAUGGAGGGGGCUCUAGUGUCCCAAUGUCAUUAAGGGUUAAAGGUUAAUUCUUUGGCCUUACUAAGACUUAUUUUCCAUCAAUUUAGUCUUCAAAGGACUUAUCCGGCAUGGGAAAAAUGCUGACUGAAAUAGGGUUCAUAAGCCACAAGACAAGACACAUAGAAUCUUGACAAGCAGUGUUGAAACAAUAUCGACACUAUUCAUGACAUAUCGUGGCUUGAAAAAUCUUUUACCACUAUUACACAUAAACGACGAAAAUUCUAGCGGCUGCGAAAACAUCCGUUUGUCCUCGCUCUUCGCCGCUGGGGACGUUUCGUUCCUCCGCGCGAAACGUCCCCAGCGGCGAAGAGCGAGGACAAACGGAUGUUUUCGCAGGUUACUAAAAUUCAUGACAGGUUUACCUUAAACGGUGAGUCACUAGUGCUCUGGGUCUGUGGCCAUACAAGAAUGUUGAUUUUGCUUUAUUCGGUGUUCUUCUGAGAAGUAAAAUGUUUUUUUUUCUGUGCCAGCAGACUUCAUGAACAGAAAUUAGUUACACCACUGAUAAGGCGCAAAUUAUUUGGGUGUCUCCAGAAAAUCAUGGAAGAAUUUUAUUUCGAAACAGACUUUGACAGUGAUUAAAAAGCGCUUUGAUGAUGAUUGUUCUUCACCGUACAUUUUUCAGUUCUUGAUCGCUAACCAAUAAAUUUUGUAAAUGCCAUUAUUUAUUUGGACAUUAAUAAGAAAUGCUAAAGCUCUGCUUUCUCUGUCAGAUUGUAAACGCUCGAUCUCUCUAUUGGACAAACGGCAAAAAGCUUGAAAUGUUCAAUGGCUGGUUUCUGUUAUUAAGUUUAAGCUACCUUUAGACGUUUCCUGAUUGACAUAAAAGACAUGGCAAACGAAAAGCCGAAACAAGCAAAGUUCACCAAGUCUUCACACAGAGAAUCCUCAACUUCGAUCGAACGUAUUUCACGAAUUUAAGGUGCUGACAGCUAUAAACUAAAGAUGUUGCUAAUACGUGGUGUGCUUUUUAGGAAAGCUGUUUAAAUAAUCAUUGACAUAAUUAACUUAACCGUAUCCGGGUUUCAUUUCGGAUACCUACCCCUUUAUCUCCUCAUUUUUCAAUAAGGUCAAGAUAUCAUAUAUACAGCUUUUAUCGCAAAAAUCUACCAAGUGAAUUCUAAUGAUGAAAAUCAUGGCCAAGCUGUUGUUGUUUACCUGAAAGAUAGACGUUUCAAUGUUUUGCAUCUUUCAUGAUAAAACUAUCAGUUAAUGAAAAGAAAUGGACUAUUUUACUAGCCAGGACCAGCGCUCUUAUUCUUUUUAUUUCGAUUUGAAUAUUUGAUUUCGGGCCCAAAAGUUAUCGGGACUUUGGAGAAACGGGCCCCUAGCCGCAUAUAGGCAAUACCCGGGGGGAGUACUUUAGGAAUUUCUGAGUGGGGAUGUGCCGCUGGGACCCUGGAACCCUUAAGCUAUACCAGAUGUAGUUCAGCUGAAUUUUGCUACCGUGUACUAGAGUAAACUCCCCAAAUUCCCCCUAUCCUAGAGUACCUGUUUUCCAGAAACUACUGAGGUCACUAGCACAGACUAGCCAAAACAAAAUCUUAUACCACAAUCCCUAGUCUAGAUGAAAAUCUUCAACCGAGUGAUCAGUUUUCUGAAAAAUGAUACCCUAUUCUAGACCCAAACGCUGUGAUUUAUAUACCCUAUCCUGGAGUAAACGGCUUGAAAACCAUACCCUUCACAGCGGCACAUACAUGAACUGAAGCUAACUGAAAUAUAAUAGGGCUUGGCUUUUCAAGGUAACCAUAUGGGUAUAUCUACAUAUUUUGGCCUUGAUAAAGAUAUAUGGCUAAAUGAUAUGUUGAAUUCACUUCUUUGGACGGGGGAAUUGGUUUCAGAAGCCAGAUCUGAAAACGGGUAUGGCAAAGGGUUUUUGUUGGGUCAGGAUAUGGAAAACCAGGGGCACAUCAUCACCACAUCACCAGUAAUUUCGAAGAUUAUUCUUACCAGGGGCAGACUGGUGGUAAGACUUUGUGCCACCGGUACAUUGCAAUACACUUAUCCACUUAUCAAUCCUUACAGCCCCACUCUAGCACAAAACAUCCAAGCACUGGCAGAAGUAGCAAGCUGUCGAGGCUGUCUUGUCAAUAGGGCUGGGGUAAAUGCCCUGGGAAAGAGGUUGCCAUACAAGACUAUGAGCGCCUAACAAGAAAGAUAGGCGCGGGGCCUUAAGUAGAUGUUUGCAAACGGGAAUCAGAUACAGUGAAAAUCCCGCAACUACGAAUUGCCCGUUGAGCCCCGUCUCUACUGAGACCCUGUUUAGUUUAAAAUUUGAAACAGGUUCUUAAUUUCUAAAAUCUAUGAAAAAAUUCUGUACAAUUGGGCAAAAAAGACAAGUCAACAUUCAGAAUCCUCUCCUUUGCUUUAUCACUUACACUGCUGUGUAAUGGUAUGCAGAUUUUAUGAGAAAUAAGCUGAACCACUAAUAAAUACUCUUAGCUAUUUUGUAUAAAGAACCUCAGUUAACAGACUAAACUUGUGCUAACUACCAUUUAUAUAAGAAACUGUUUCGCCUGACUUGGAAAAAUCCAGGCUCUUUGUCGCUGGGUUUACUGCAUUUGCCUUUUGCCAGUGCUAAUUCAUAUCUGAUCGAUGGAUGAAGACCUCUGUCGUCGAGCUUUCAAAACUAGAAAAAAACGCGGUAGUCCUCCAGUCGAUGACGGACUAUUGCUGUAAUGGACUGAUCUCAAUAAGGGUAAAGAAUUACAGCACUCCAUGGCCAUUUAUCUGAUUAUGUGUCGUGUCGAUGAUUCAACGAUGCAGGGGCGGAUCCAGGAAUUUUUUUAGGAGGGGCUGCACUCGUCUCUUGCUCUACUUCAACACCAAUAAACCACAUAGUUUUUUUUUUGCAGAAUACCAGUUAUAUUAGAAAACCGCAGGUCAUCUCAGCGGGGGCGCUCCUCCUGCACCCUCCCCCUAGAUCCGCCCCUGCGAUGCAUUGUAGUUUUCAUUUCUGAGACUGUACUGGUGGAAAUUAGGGAAGUAAAUUUCAUUUUGUGUCAGUCUUUCUGAGAAAUUGCCCAUUAGGAGCUUUCCUUUAGAAGGCGGACAAAGCUUUGAGAAGGUGUUAUUUUGUAUCUUUGAAAAGGCAAAGCGCCCAGAUUGAUUAACGCAGUUUUGACGAACCUCGACCAUUUCCCCGAAACAUCUGAGUGCAGCGUCGUAAAAUUUGCCAAUUCGCAUUUAGUACAUAAAAGAAUCAAAGAACACUGAUAUUCAGAAUAAGAAGAAUCUUGUUGACAAAAUUUAAAAAUGUCAGUUAAUUGAUAAAAUUGAGGAAAGUGACUAAUUGAAAAAGUGAAUAAAUGAUCGUUUUCUUCGAAGUUGUCAUCUCUGUUCCAGCUUUCCUUUGAAAUUUUCUAUCGUUUCUCGGUCAUACUUCUCGCUCUUGUGACAUUCAUCUCAAAUAAGUCAUGGGGACAUUUACUCGAAUUUAGCCCGCAUAACAGGCUCUUUAAAUUUACGAGCCAAGCGAGGCGAACGCGCGAAUCGCCAGUAGAGGAGAGGAGAAAAAUAAAGCUUUAUGUGUUCUUCUCCCCUGGUCUCCCGUUCGCCUUAGCCUGAGUAUCAGGCCUUCCUAAGGGGCUAGGGGAGACGAGAUUUGUUCAGGAGUGAGGAUUGACAACCAAACCCUCAAGGCCAAGCUCUCCGGAACAAUAUUGACUUGUUCUAGUUGUAUUACGCUACUGUUCAUACUGUACGAAAACCUAUCCGGUAUAGUGUGUAAACAUAGACUAAACGUUCUUAUUGUUUGAUUUUAUAUAGGUGAGUCGAUCACGUGCAUCAAGUGUGGUCUAGGCAACGCAAGUUGUGAGAGAGAAGCGUUUACCAUUGACUGUUCAUCUGACAGUGAGUUUGGAGAACACUAUGACUCUUGUUUCUCAAUGACUGCUUAUGACGACAACAAAAGAACACAAAUUAAAGAUUGUGCCUUCCACUCGGCCUGCGACGAGCUUGAGCAGGCGUUGUGCAAACACUUCAAGACCGCUGGGAAUUCUACUGAUGCAAUGAACUGCCGAGUAGACUGCUGCAGAGGUGAUUUGUGUAAUGACGGUAAAGUCCGAUUUGCAGCGAUGAUCAGCGCCUCAGGUGGCUAUGACACUAUUAUUUUUUGGAUCUUUGCAACAGUAGCCUUCUUCUCCAUCGAAUUCGGCAUUAUUUUGCCGCGGUAA